Molecule: messenger RNA, 7352 nt
Organism: Linum trigynum
Lineage: Eukaryota; Viridiplantae; Streptophyta; Magnoliopsida; Malpighiales; Linaceae
Source: the annotation of a GenBank genome assembly
CUCCCGCCACUCGCCAGGGAAAAGGGGAAACCUUCGAGAGAUCUUAAUUCUUAUGACAAAAACCUUUCUUUUUUGGUAAAUUUUUGUUGCAAAAUCUUAAAAGCUCUAAGGUGAUGUUCUCUCACUAUUGUCAAAGUCGAUGAACCGUUCUAUUGAGAAUAAGGUAUUGCGCCUUCUCCACGGCCACAAGACAUGGAAUUCCCUCCGCCAAAUCCACGCUCAUUUCGUCCGCCAUGGUCUCGACCAGUGCAACCAAGUUCUAUCUCAUUUCGUCUCCGUUUGUGGGUCGCUCAACAAGAUGCAGUACGCCGAUCGUCUCUUUGACCAAACCCACAACCCCAAUAUCUUCCUCUUCAACGCCAUGAUAAAAGGGUACUCUGUUUCUGGACCUUUCGAAGAGUCUCUGUUUUUGUUCUCGUGGAUGAAAAGCUGUGCCAUUUGGGCCGACGAGUACACUUUCGCGCCUUUGCUCAAAGCAUGUUUGAGUCAUGGUGAUCUCAAACUCGGCCAGUGCGUUCAGAAGGAGGUUUUUGCUCGUGGGUUUGACGAUUUUAGCUCUGUGAAGAUUGGGGUCGUGGAGCUGUACACAACGUGUGGAGCAAUGGAAGAUGCACAUAAGGUGUUCGACGAAAUGACUGAGAGGGAAGCGAUCAUAUGGAAUUUGAUGGUUCGUGGGUAUUGUAAGAGGGGGAAUGUGGCCAGAGGGAUGUAUUUGUUUAGGAACAUGACUGAAAGGACAGUCGUUUCGUGGAACAUCAUGAUUUCGGGGUUGGCACAAAGUGGUCGAGAUGGAGAGGGUCUAGCUCUUUUUCGAGAAAUGCAGGAUCAAGAGGUAGUCAAACCAGACGAGGCAAGUUUAGUUACAGUCCUGCCGAUCUGUGCCCGUUUGGGAGCUCUUGACGUCGGCAAGUGGAUUCAUUCUUACGCUGAAUCCACGGGUAUCUAUCUUAACUCCAUCCCUGCAGGCAAUGCUCUAGUGGACUUCUACAGCAAAUGUGGCAAUCUGGAUACGGCAAUGAGGAAAUUUAACCAGAUGCCUAAGAAGAACGUGGUUUCUUGGAAUGCAAUGAUCUCUGGCCUGGCCUUGAAUGGCAAAGGCGAACUUGGCUCAGAUUUGUUUUAUGAAAUGACAAGCCAAGGAUUUUGCCCCAAUGAUUCGACAUUUGUUGGGGUUUUAUCGUGCUGUGCUCAUGCGGGUUUGGUGGAAAAGGGCAGAGCUUUCUUCUCGUCGAUGGUAGCAGAUUACCAAAUUGAGCCGAAACUCGAACACUAUGGGUGCAUGGUUGAUCUACUGGGCCGCAGUGGGCGUGUAAGGGAAGCAUAUGAUAUUGUCAGAAGCAUGGCACCCCACCAGAGGCCAACUGCUGCUCCACUGUGGGGUGCCUUGCUCGGGGCUUGUAGGAAUCAUGGUGAGAUGAGGAUGGCUGAGCUUGUGGUGAAGGAAAUUAUCGAGAUUGAGCCGUGGAAUUCUGGCAAUUAUGUGCUGUUGUCCAAUAUCUAUGCCGAGGAAGAGAGGUGGGAUGAAGUUGAGAAGGUGAGGGAGAUGAUGAGGGAGAGAAGUGUUAGGAAAUCAUAUGGGUUAAGCGCCAUUGGAUGAAUGAAUGAAUGAGCAAACCAUGCGGCAUGAAAUGGUACUUAUGUUCUUGUUCUUCUUUUCUCAUAUCACUUCCAUUUGGUCCAGUCAGAUUUCAGUUUAAUCCGUUAACGUUAUUUCUAGAAAUUCCAUGGAUUGAAGCCGACAACUUCUUCAACUUGAAAAUAGGAAUGGAUAUAGAAUUAUACACCUAACCGGUCCUAUACAAAACUGUUAUCUAAAUAUUGAUCCGUUCUAUGUUGCCUAGUUUGGUCCAAACUGUUGCUUACCCUAACAAGCACAUUGGUAUAUCCGAAAUGACCACUCACCAGAUAAAUUCUUAUCUAUGAGACUUGCUAAGUAUAUAAAAGAGAACUCUUUAUUCCAUGAACUGAUAAAGGUGAUGCUUUUUCCUUAUACACAGAACAUGAUAAGAACUUCAAAUGUUAGAUUUACCUUCUCUUCCUGCUUAACACCAGCAGCCUUCUCCUCUUGCUUAACUCCAGCAGCAGCGAUGGAGACAGGAGCUUUGAAAGUCUCUGCAGCUUUCACAUUAUCCUUCUUUGGAGUCACAGUGGGGGUCUCCAAUCUCCAUCUUAGAAGUUGUAGUAGUAUAUCCUCUUGUACAGCAGCAACUCAUCCUCUUUUCUGUUGGUAAAAGCGUAAAUCUAAGCUGGGGAAAACGGAAGUAUAAGAUAUAAUGAACAGUAGUAAAGUUGCUUGGUGGAUUGGGAUAUAGCGUAGACGGUGGAGUGAGUAUUUAUACAGGAAAGUGUUCAUUGGGAUUUCUUCAUUGCAUUAAAUGGUUUGAUUUAUUUUCCGUGGGAGUUUGGAGUGAAUAUGCCAUGAAAAUGAUCCCAAUGUUGUACGGUUUCCGUGGGUGCACUGUAUUUGUUGCAGGUUACUAAACAGUCAAACAGUUGGGUUGCAAAUGAGCCGAGCUGAGCUGAGUUUUACCCAAACUUGAGUUUGACUUGUUAACAAAUGAGCUGAGCUCGAGCCCGAGUCAUUUAUUAACGAGCCGAGUCGAGUUCGAGCUAGACUUGUUUACUAAAUUCUCAGAUCGUAUUUAAUACAUUCAUUUUGUAUGUCGUGUAUGGUACAUAUGAUUGAUGUAGCGAUAAAAAAAUAAUCAAAUGUUUAACAUUAAUUAAUCUUAUAUUAUAAUUUUAGGUGUCAUAUUGUUUAGUUAAUAAAUUUUAACUAGUUCAAAUCAUGUUAUUUCAUAGUAUCGAAACAAUUUUGUACAUAAUUUCUUUAUAGAAUUAAAAAUAAGGCAUAUUUUCUUACAUGUUCAACAUGUUAAACUUCACAUGAUGUGAGAUAUAUAAUUUAACAACCCUAUGAAUUAGGAAAGUCCAAAUUAGAUCGAUUAGUCCAUAAGUUAGUGAUCAAGUUGGCCCUCAAAACCACAAUGUUGAGACAUCUCAUGAGCUCUAAAUGAGCCAACUCACGAGUUGAGCACAACAAGCCACCGAGUCGAGUUGGCUCGCGAGCUUCACGAGCUGAACAAAGUUAGGCUCAAGCUUGGCUCGUCAGUAAACGAAUCGAGUUUCGAACGAGCUUUUCCCGAUUCGAGCCUCGAGUUGCUUGCGAGUAGCUUGGCUCAUUUGCAGCCCUGGUUCUGACUCUCGUUAGUGUCUCGUCAAAUUCUGAGAAUAAGACUUGAUGAAGAAGUAGAGCCAGUGGCGGAUUCAUGGGGCUUUAGGGGUGUCCCGGUAUACCUCUAAAAUUUGGGAACACGAUUAUUCAACCCCCGAUAGUAGUUUGUGGCGGGACACUCCUAAUAUUUGAAAAAACGAUUAUAAUCCCCCAAUAGUAGUUUGUGUGUGGGUAAAUAUAAACAUUUAAGUGGUUGCCUAUGUGAUUUGAAGUUGGGUCGAUACUAUUAUUAGUAAUAUUUUUCAUUAGACUAUAACUCAUAUGUUCUUGUAUUUCUAAUACAAAUAUAAUAGUAAAAAGCUAUUUUUUAUCUCAAUUAUUUUCAAAAGCUAACGAUUAAACCCAAUUACGGGCUCCCCUAGUCUAGUAGGAUAUAUCGAGAAAGAUUUAUAGAGCAUUGUUGGACACCGAUUGUAUUUUACAAUUUUUCCAAAGUACGAAACACAUCACGUGCUUUGUUUUCCUUUGGACAAGGCAGAUAUUUUCUUAUUUAAUAAUUAUUUUAACUUAAUUUUUAGAAGAGGACACCCCUAUAUAAAUUUUUUGGAUCCAUCACUGAGUAGAGCUCAUCGUGAAAUCAACCGUCUGCUAUGUUACUGUGAGUUAUUCUUGCUCUUGGCGAUGGAAUUCUGUUUACAGUGAAUUUCACUAGCUUUGUGGACGAGUUUUUUUAAUCUAUAUGCUUGUUAUUGAUAAACCUCACAUGAAAUUUAAUUGUACCGGAGUAGUCUGUUAGUAGUCGGUUGAUUACACUAAUAGUCAAUUCAUUAGUAUGAUCUUUUAUAGAAUCAGAGAGAACUUGUUCAUGCACUUUCCUUGUCUCGUUUAUAAGCCAAUACCGUUCCUUGAAAUCAUAGAUUAUUACUGGAUAAACUGUUUAUUCUCAUAACUGUCUAGACAACCUGUAAUUUUAACUGCUCCUAUAGAUAUAAACCCUGCCCAUCUUAACUAACAGCCAGAAGAACACCCAGAAGUUCCAGCUGCCCCAACUUUAACCUUAACCUUCUCUUCUUCCUUGACAGCAGCAGCCGUCACCUCCUGAUUCACUUUAUCAGCAGCAGCAGUAGUCAGUAACAAGAGCUUUGAAAUCCUCAGAAGCUUUCACUUCCUCCUUUGGUGUCUGUAAAUCCCCUUUCAACUGGAGUUAAAGUGAAAUCUGAACCGGAUUCCUCGGCAAAAUGGUCGUGGUCGAGUAGCCAUUCCACAGCUUCUUGAAGAGCUACAACUCAUCUUCUUUCCUCUGUUGGUAUGUAAAUACAGCAGUGAGAAAUGGAAGUAUAAGUUUUGUGACGGAGAGUAGUGAACUUGGUUUGGUGGGUUUGAGAGAGAUUUGCAGAGUAUUUAUAGAUCAGGGUUUCUCUUCGUUUCAUUCAAAGGGAUUUGAUUCAUUUGUUUCUUGGUUUCUGAGCUGGAUUUGAUCCCCAUAGGUGCAAUGUAUUUUGGAGGGUGCUCAACUGUGAAAACAUGCAGUUGGUUUCUUCUGCCUAUCAUUUGUGUCUCCCCGGCUUCUGGGAAAACUGUCCAGUUUCUUAAGAAGUCAACCAAGUUCUCUGUAAUGCCACAAUUUCGCUAUGGUGCACAUAGCUAUUUUUGUGUGCAUGGUGCACAUAGGGUUGGUAUGCAGCCACAUCAGCAAAACAAGGAAUGAAAGGUUGUAGUUUGUUGGGUGGAGGAAGGGCUCGAUUUGCACUUGAAUGGCUAAAUGAAAGCCGGCUAGCCGGCUUACCCGUAAGCGGAGGGACCACCCAAGCGAGACUUUCGCUUUAUCCCUCUCACUCUCACGCUCUUCGCCUCUUCCCUCACUCCCUGUCUCCCUUUCUGCUCUUUCUCUCUCUCUCUCUCCCUCUCCGAUUCAAAUUUCAAAAUCAGAGUCUCUGCUGCGGCGAACGGCGUCGACAACGUAGCAGAGGGUCCGCACAUCGUUGCUAUGCUUUCUUGAUGUUUGUUAUUCCUCCCUUCACCGUGUCGCUCUUGGUGCUUCUGCUUGCAUCUCCUUUGCAAACUGAAAUCCGGGGUAGUUAGAAAUGGCGGCUUUCCACCUUCUAGUGCCACAAUAUUCGGUGAUGUUGCCGCAGGGAAGAGAGAUUACUCAACACUUUGCUUUAGCCAAUAGCCAUGGCUCUUUCUGUUUGCUCUUGUUUUAGGGUUUAUCAGUAAUCCCAGUCCAAUCAUCGAUGAACCCCGCAAAAUGGAGUUCCUCGCUCUGAUUACCAAAUGAUUGGGGGAUUUGUUCCAGCCUAUUGAAGUAUCCUUGCUCGAAGCCAUCGCCAGUGCUUUCUACAACACUGGAACUAAGGACGGGGUACCCCUUCCUUGCUCUUAUUUUUCUUCGUUGUUCCUUACAUCAUCUUGUUUCGAGAAUGGAAACUGGAAAUCGACUAUAACGUCUAUAUUCUAGGUAAUUAAACGAGGGAACUUGACGAGUGUGGUGGGCUACAAGGGAAAAUGCUUUGGAGACGGGAGAAAAAAACAAAAAGGUAAGAAUUUGUUCCAGCACAAGCCUUUUUCUUUUCUUUACAUCUGCUACUCUUUUUACACGCAAAAAAGGUAUUCAUGCUAUCAUUUUAUCAUCUUUUGUUUGUUUAUGAAUAUGUGGAGGAUUCUUCUUGGAUAACAAGUUCAUGGUUUAUUUUUUUGUUUCCAAAAUUGUUCAGCUUUGUUAAUGAGGUCUGUUAUUGGGAAAAAUUCUUUCAAAUUGUAAACUUUCUGCUUACUAUCAACCCUGGGUACCUUUCAUGGAAAUGGAGAAAAGAAAGAGAUAAAGUUCUUUAACUUUAGAUGUUGUUCUGGGUUUUUGCUUUCAUUCACAGUGAGGGGAGAGGUUCUUAAUGAAGCCAUAAUCAUUUGUUUCUUUCUUGAUCAGAUUCCAAAAUUAAUGAAGUAGGAUUUUCUGAAAGUGGCCUUGUUGUGAGGGCAAACCUUCAUAGUUGAAUUCAUAUGAAAAUCUAAGAUUUGACCAACCUUACCAGUUGUUUUUAAGCUUUAUAUUUGCUGGUCUAGAUGUAACGGCAAUAUGUUGAUCUAGAAAACUAAACCAAACCAAAGAACUUACUCUUAAACUUAUUGGCGUACUAAUGAUAGCAUGACUAUUCUAAUGACAUUUCAAUCAUCCUGAUUUCUGUAGAAGCUUCAAGUAAGCAAAAAAAAAAAAAAAAAAAAAAAAAAAAAAAAAAAAAGAGGGGAUGUACCGUGAAAGAACAAAUCAGCAAACUGACUCCUUUACUGUUGGGAAACGCAGCUCCAUUUAGGCAGGGUUUGUGUGAGAACUUAUGAACUCAUUUCUAUAGCUUGCUUGUCAGCGCUGGAUUUAAAUGGUGAGUAGAAAAAUUAAAUUUGUAACUUGAUUUUGAUAUUUAGUUAGAUAAUGUAAUCAUUAUGUUACUUUUCACAGGAUUUGUUUGCAGAUAUCAUUCUGCUUCCGAUGCAAUGAAUUGUAGAGUGUCUUGUGUUCUGAAUCAUGAGGUUUGUAUUAAGAGAUGGGUUAUCACGUCUGCUGCUAGCUAGAUGAAGUGUAUGUGUUACAAAUGUGUAGUAGUGUGUGUGAACCCCCAUUGACUUAUUGUUGUUCUUUUCUCCAUUAUGAAUUUGCAGGAUUGAAUAUGGGUUCUUGCUGCUGCCGAUCAACCAAUUUUGAAGGAUGAGUACGUCAUCUUUGAUUGAAAAGAAGACGACGAUUGUGUAAAGCUAGCAUAGAAGAUUUGAACUUGAGGAUGAUUUUGUAACAUUAUUUGGUGUCAUUUGCGUUGUUAUUUUAAAGAGUUUGAUUUGCUCAAAUUCAAAUUUCGUGCAACGAGAGUGAAAGUAGGAAGAGUAUUUUCGUCUACACAAUCAAUUUUUUAUUUCAUAUAAAAAGAUAUCAAUGCAAGGAUUUGAACCAUGGUCUCUUCCACCAAAACACAAGAAUUGUAACCAAUUAGACUAGACACAUUUGUUGUACUUUAUUAAUACAAAACAUAGAGGAAGUUAAAAUUAUGAAAAACAAAGUACUUUUCUAUCACGGUUAGUUAGCCCGCUAAGUCUACUGUAAGUAUUUUGUGAUGUUUGAUACUUCUAUUUUCAUAUUUUAAUAAUUAAUUUAGAAUUUUUUCUAACUUAUAAAUGAAGGAUAAUCUUAAAA